Microplitis demolitor is the source of this 2594-nucleotide messenger RNA. RefSeq names its product SWI/SNF-related matrix-associated actin-dependent regulator of chromatin subfamily A-like protein 1. The transcript is spliced from 6 exons. NCBI's taxonomy places the organism in Eukaryota, Metazoa, Arthropoda, Insecta, Hymenoptera, Braconidae. Bases 95 to 2341 code for a protein of 748 amino acids. Gene Ontology annotation, biological process: replication fork processing; DNA repair. The record is from RefSeq and is a predicted model, not a curated record. Gene Ontology annotation, cellular component: nuclear replication fork. Gene Ontology annotation, molecular function: ATP binding; ATP-dependent chromatin remodeler activity.
UAUUUAUGGAUAAUUACAAUAAUAUUUAAUUAAGUCAACAAAUAAAUUCAAAUUAUCAGUAUUUUUAUACGUCAAUUUUUUACCGCUGAGAAAAAUGACCUGUUCGUUACAAGAAAUCGAAGAAAAACGACGUCAAGCAAUAGAACGUCGUAAUGCACGCAUGCAAUCUCUGUCAAAAGCAACGUCACCACCAGCACCUGGACAAAAUAAAAAAAUCACCAAUUAUGUUACCAAAAAUUUCAUAGCAUCGACAUCAAAAUCUCAGCCAACAUUGACAUCAUUUGGGGUUGGAUUAAAUAGAUCGACAUCAUCACUGUCAACAAAUCAGAACAAGUCUAACAAUUUUCUGAACAAAAGUUACGAAAACCAAGACCUUAAACGUAAAAAUAAUUCGUACCCACUGUCAGCACCUCCGUCGAAGCUGAUAAAACAAAUAAACAACAACAGUAUAAAUACAAUAAAUCAUAGCACAGCAUCUCCAACAAAAGUAUCUCCAAUAGACCCCAACAAAUUUUUUAAUAACCAGCAGAUAAAGGGGACGAUAUCAAUGAUCAGUUUGACACGUUUUGAAGUCGAUAUAAAAUACUGCCCGCAGUUUAUCGAGUACUGCAAGACAUUCAAGACCCGGGUGUACGACCAGCAGCGCAAGCUAUGGAGUUUUGACAUCACUGAGUACAAUGACUUUCUGAAGGGUCUUAAAGACAGUGCGCCCCAGGUACAACUAGCGGGAUUACCUCAGUAUGUCUACCGGGUAUUCAAGAACAACGCAAGCAUAAAACCUGAAAUCACUGAACCAGACCUGUCGCGUAUUGAUCCCAAGUUGAUGGAAACGCUGAUGCCUUUCCAACGCGAAGGAGUUUGCUUUGGUAUAAAAAAAGACGGUCGCUGUAUGAUCGCUGAUGAUAUGGGUCUGGGUAAAACUAUCCAAGCUCUAGGUAUUGCUCAUUACUACAAAGCAGACUGGCCACUGCUGAUCGUUGCACCUUCGUCGGUCACGCAUCAGUGGUUCCAAAGUAUCCUUGAAUUUCUGCCAUCAGUACCUGUCUUUGAUAUAGUUAUUUUUUCCCGCAAGCAAUCUUAUAUAAGUGAUAGUAAAAUAACAAUUAUUUCUUAUGAUUUGUUGAUGAAGAAUAAAGAUUCCAUUGCUAAUACGGCCUUCGGUACAAUAAUUUUGGAUGAAUCGCAUACACUGAAGACUUUAUCAGCGAAAAAAACAGAAGCUGUUAAAAAAAUAGUCGAUAAGUCAAAACAUAUUAUUUUGUUAACUGGUACACCAGCUCUGUCACGUCCCAUUGAAUUAUAUUCUCAAAUAACUCUAAUUAUUCCAAAUUUUUUAACCGCGCAUAAUUAUGGUGUGCGUUAUUGCAACGCAGAACAAACAAAGUUUGGUUGGAAUUAUAAAGGUUCAUCAAAUACUACUGAAUUACAAUUACUAUUAAAGUCAACGUGUCUCAUUAGACGACUUAAAGUUGAUGUACUUUCACAAUUACCUUCAAAAUUUAGGCAAAUAAUUAUGUUGGAUCCAAAUUUAAUUGAUGAAGGAACUGAAGAAAUGAAAGAAGCUUACAAAAAAUGUUCGCAGAACAAAGGAAAUAAUCAUACUACGAUAAUACAAUGUUUCAAUGAAUCAAGUUCCCAGCGAAUAAAAGCUGUUUGUAAUUAUCUUGAAGGCGUUUUGGAGAAAGAAGAUAAAUUUAUUGUUUUCGCGCAUCAUAAAAGUAUACUGGACGCUAUUAUGGAGUUACUGAUUAGAAUGAAUGUUAAAUUUAUCCGCAUUGACGGGAACACCAGGGCGGAGGAUCGAAAGACGCUGGUCGACAGGUUCCAGGAACGAGAUAACAUCCGCGUUGCUGUUCUCUCCAUCACUGCGGCGAACGCGGGGAUCACUCUGACGGCUGCCAGUUUGUGUAUCUUCGCUGAGCUCUAUUGGAACCCGGGGAUCCUGUGCCAGGCGGAGGACAGGAUUCAUCGGAUAGGUCAGAACCAGUCGGUCAUCAUAAGAUAUCUGAUUGCGGAAAAGACUGUUGAUGAUCAUCUGUGGCCGUUGCUACGUACUAAACUCAAUUUCCUCACCAAAGCUGGACUUAAUCAGGACUUUUCGUUGGACAAUGCUGACGUUACGAAGCAGAUCAUCAACGGCAGCCCGACUUCCAAACAGAGUAAACUCGACAACUUUAUUGCGGUAGCCAGCUCUCAAAAUUUAGCUGAAAGUAAUAAAAAAGUUGAAGAGAAUGAUAAAGAAACUAAAGAUGCUUAUAAUGCUUCGACUGAUGUCUCUGACUUAAUGCUAGAUGAAGAUGAUGAAGACUUGGCAAAUAUUGAUUUAGAUAUGUAUCAAUAACUGUUAAUUAAUGGUUAUAAACAACGACUACUCAGGAAGAAAUUAAGGCUUAGGUGUCAACUGAUAAUUUAAAUUUAGGGCGGGAAAUAAAUUUUCGUACUUUGAUGUUAAUGAGAUGAUUGAGGCUAUUGCGUACUAGUUAUUAUUGAUAAAGUAUUAAAUCUGUAGUCUAAAAAUAUUUAUCUUUUGAUUACUGAUCGAUUACACUUAGAUGUUAUUUAUAUGUCGUGUUAUUGAUAUGAAUACAUAUUUU